AAUCAAACGCACAAGGCAAAAACUUGAGCUCCCUCCGGGGAGCACAGGCUGGCCAUUCAUUGGUGAAACUCUUGAAUAUAUUUCACUUGCCAAAAAGAAUUGCGUUGAAAAAUUCAUAUCUGAGAGGCAAAAGAAAUACUCCUCCAACCUUUUCAAGACCUCAUAUGCCGGCGAAAAAAUGGUGUUCAUGUGCAGCCCAGAGGCAAAUAAAUUCAUGUUCGCGAAUGAGAACAAGCUUUUGAAGCCCUGGUGGCCAAGAAACAUCGGCAAAAUCUUUGAGGUUUUGGAUAAAUUAAGCGAAAGCAAGAAGCACGAGCUCGCCAGCAUGCGCAAAAAUGUGUCUACAUUAUUCAACCAGCUCGAUGCAAUGCAAAAAAAUGUCGGAAUAAUUGAUUCCAUUGCAAGAAAGCAUUUACAGACGCAUUGGAUUGAUUGCAAAGAAGUUGUUGCCCAUUCUCUAGCGAAGAAGUAUACUCUGACGAUAUCGUUUCGAUUGAUGUUAAACGUUCAGGAUUCGGCGACGGUUGAAGAGCUUGAGAAAUUGUUUAAUUGCAUAAUGAGUGGGAUGUUUGCAUUGCCUAUAAACAUUCCUGGGACAAAAUUUAACCGAGCAAUCAAAGCGUCGAGAGGGAUUCGAAAGAAGAUUGAGGAGAUAGUUAGGAAGAGGAAGAUUGAAAUCCUGGAGAAUAUUGAUAAGUCUUUAGAUUCAUCUAAAGAUUUGUUGUCCUUGUUGAUUCUGGAGAAAAUCAAGGAGAAUGAAGAGGUGAUCGAAUCUGAAAUCGCCAACAUGAUUUUAGUGUACAUUGUUGCUGCUUAUGACAGUACAAGCACCACCAUAGCUUCCACUGUCAAAUAUCUUGCUGAGCUGCCUCAAGUUUAUGAAGAAGUCCGCAGAGAGCAAAUGAAGAUAGCAAAUUGUAGAGGACAAGAAGAAGCUUUGAAUUUGGAGGAUAUAAAAAAGAUGAGCUACUCAUGGAAUGUUGUAAGUGAAGUGUUAAGGUUGCAACCAACAAGCUGGACCUUUCAGAGAGGCCAUUACCGACUUAGCUUUGACGGAUUUUAA
This is a messenger RNA of Pistacia vera, 1063 nucleotides long. Its product is annotated as beta-amyrin 28-monooxygenase-like. The transcript has 2 exons. Gene Ontology annotation, molecular function: monooxygenase activity; iron ion binding; oxidoreductase activity, acting on paired donors, with incorporation or reduction of molecular oxygen. Gene Ontology annotation, biological process: sterol metabolic process. NCBI's taxonomy places the organism in Eukaryota, Viridiplantae, Streptophyta, Magnoliopsida, Sapindales, Anacardiaceae. The coding region runs from base 179 to 1063 and encodes 294 amino acids. The record is from RefSeq and is a predicted model, not a curated record.